Caenorhabditis sp. 36 PRJEB53466 is the source of this 9927-nucleotide messenger RNA. Lineage: Eukaryota; Metazoa; Nematoda; Chromadorea; Rhabditida; Rhabditidae. The record is from the annotation of a GenBank genome assembly.
AUGAAGGCACCUAGUCAACUCUUGGUUCGUAUCCGGCCAAACAUUGUUUUCGGGUCUCGCUCUGUUUUAGGAGAGGUAAAAUGUAUAAAGUAGGAGAAGGUUGAUUUUUGAGAAACGUCACUUUCUCAUCAUUCCUAAUAGUUAUCAUAGUUCUGAAUGAAAUUUACAGAUUACUGCAAGCUUCUCACUGAAAACUACGUGUUAUGUGUCUGUUGUUAAGUUCCCAUGCAUAACACUUCCAGGUACGUAAUUAUCAUCAGUUAUCAUUUAUCACCAACAUCAUAUCAAUGAUAUUUACGAAAACUUGCUGGUAAAUCACAUUCCAAGCACUCCUUGAAGGUCAAAACACUUAGAUAUAAAGCUUUUCCUGUCAAAAUAGGGGCGUGGUCCCAAUUGCUCUUGUGCUCGCCAAGUCCCGCCCCCAUUGUGCGGGCCUUCUCAGUAACCACGCACUUCUUUCCCUCUAUUCUUUUUCCCAUUCCUAGAUAAAACAAACAAAUGAAUGUGUAUCUGAUUUCAAAUGCUUACACAUUUUUUAUGUGUAAUACAUACAAAUAUGUAUACAGGAAAAUUUCAUUAUCGGCGCCAGAGUCGGAGUUAAAAAUGGAGUAGAAGUCGAAAAGCAAAAAAUAUUUACAACGCUUCGUUUUUCUUCUUGUCCGCCUCCUUUAGCUCCUAGCGCAUCCGUUCCGGCCGCGUCGAGUUCUAGUCGGCCCCUACAUAUUACUAGAAUAUUCAAUGCUCAAAAUGUGUGCUCCGACGUGUGCUCAUAUGUGCUCCGACACCUAGAUAUGACUCUCACAAAUCCUUGGAACGUAUAAAAUUAAAAAUAGCAAAGCCAAGUUUGCUAGAGCUAUUUUUAACUCAUAAAUUGAAAUAUCGAAACUUUCUCAUUCAUGUUUCCCCGCAAACUUUUUCCUGCUAUUUUCUUUUUUGCCGGCCGUCAUUCCAUAUGUCCCGAAUGUAAUAAUUUGCAGAUGAUCCACCACAUCACUACAUAAUGUCGCCACAACUUCAUUUUCAUCAUUUUUUCCAGCUCUUUUUGCUCCUUUUUUGGAAGCUCGGAGCUGGAAGUCUGGCAAUUUCUGUAACUUCCAAAAAUGCCACGGAGGCGUUAUUGAAAUGCCCGCCAGCCGAGAAUUUUAUCAGGUAAGCAAUUAUUAUUGCUGUUUUCUUAUUGAAGAGACGUAUUACAAAACUUCGAUGACUUGGUAAGACUAGUUCCUAGUUGUCUCGAUGACGUGGCACUUCCUGAAUGCUUUGAAAAAGUCGUGCCAACCUUUUCGCGUAAAACUUUCACAGAAACUUCCUUCGAACACAUUUCCUUUUCAUUUUUCCGCUUGACAGCUCAAACUUCACUCUCUCUACGUCUCGGAGGGUCCGUCAUUUUCGGGAAAAGGAAUUAAAAAGUCAAACACGCAAAAGCCAUCACAUAAAAGUGCACUCCUGAAAGUUGUCUAAAUAUUUAUAGAAAUGGGUUGGAAUGUGCAAUUUCCAGUUCAAAAUUACAAAGGUUUCGUUGCAGGACCCACAUGGCACCGGAUUUCGAGACCCCUCGACUUGUGCGCCGUCUCGAUUGGUUCCAGGACGACUCUUUGGUUGCCAGCUAUCAACAAGUUCGUUCUUUUUUUUACUUUUUCCAAAAAUUUGCUUUCCAGCUCUUUUUUGCUUGCUCGAACCUAACACCCUAGAAAAAAUUGUGUAAUUCAAUUCGCACUUCCUCUUUUCCUCUUGCUUUCCCUCUCGUCUCGUUGACAAAAAAACGACAAGUAUAUUUUCGAACAAAAGAAGGCGGCGGCGGGAAGGGACGGACACGGGGACGUCCUAAUCUGAAAGGCUCUGUCAAUGUGCCCCGCGCGUUUUUCAAAAAAAAGGAGGGGGAAAGCGUGCUCAAAAAUGGAGAAAAUGAACUGAAUUUUUUGCGGUUUAGCAAUUUCCCCCUAAUUUCGCGCAUAUCCUUUCUGCCAUAUGUUACAAAUGAGAUCCAACUGUCGUUCCUCCUGUCCCAAUUACGUGGUGUCUGACCAAGAUUGAUGAUGAUGGCAAUGACAAGACAGACGGUCCAGUGUCCGUCAUUUUUCUUGUUGAAAUGAGAUGCAUUGUGUAAAGCGCAAAAAUUAGACAUUUUGGAACUAGCAUGAACGCGAUGAAUUGAACUGCAAAAGUUCACGUGGCUAUCGAGACAAUUGCGAAACGUCGGGGAGCCAAAAAUGCAGGUUCUUGCUUCACAAAUCUUGCUCUGCUCAUCGAGCUCCAAGCUUUGGAAGCGGAAUAGAGAAAAAGUAGUACAUUAGUUCGAGGUCUGACCAAAUUGGAAGGUGCCGAUUGGAUUAUGUGCGUGCUCCGGAUGCGCUCGGCUCCGAAAGUGUUCCUGCUCUUCCAUGAGGCUUAUCCCAUUAACCCUUUUUUUGCAAAACCUGCGAGAAUAAAUAUGUUUCCACUUUUGAAAUCGUGUUGAAACAAUAAUAAUGAGUGUGAGAAGUGGUUUCACGCGCGUGCCCCCUCAUUCAUUAUGUCAAGUGCAAGAAGUGGCCUUCUCCAAGUACCCUUUUAAGUUGACACUACCUCCAUUUAGGCGGGGAAGGGGCAACUUUGACACUUUUGUGGCCAAGAAGGGCCCAAUUGACCGAACAGCUCCGAAAAGGGAAAAUAAAUUCCAUUGUGGUGUCAUCUUCCUGUCCAGUUGACUCAAUUGGCACUCAUUAGGCUCCCUAUGGAGUUUUGGGAACACACACAUUUUGCAAAGUUUACAUGUAUAUUGUGGACUUGCUCUUCUACUUCUAGUAAGGAAAAAAGAGAGUACGAAAAAAGACAGAAAAAUCAGAUUUCCUGUACUUGAGCAUGUUUUAUCUUAUCCCGGCAUGUAGUACAAAUUUAAUUUCUCUUGUCCUUUUUUCUCCUCAAAGACCCUCUUUCAGCUCAAUUUUUGCCCAAAAAGCCGAACCGGAAAAGUUCGAUUUCCGUGGGCGGCUCAUAUACAAACCAAUAAAUAAAAGCUGAAGAGCGAACGGAAACGUCAUCGAAAUCGUCAAAUUCUGAUGGAAAAUUAUGGUUUUUUCCUCAUUCUCCGAACUUUUGGGUUCUCUGAAUAAUCUCUUUGGCAUUAGUAAUGAGGGGGAAGAACGGAAGGGGAUACUGUAAACAAUGGGUGACGUAAUUGUAUAAAGAUGUGUCAACAUGACCUAAUACCUAUUUGUUUUCAGAACUUGAUAACUGUUUUGUAACAACUACAGGAAUUGAGAAAGGGAUUAUUUAGAAAUAGUGAAAAGCAGCGACUAAAUUGUCAAAUGCAGCGACUAUGGCGCUGCGAAUGCUAUUUUAGUCGCUGCUUGAGCCAUUUCCAAUAAAUUAGGUGAUGUUAUUGUUUUUCGUCGAAAACUUUUUUCUGCCAAAUGAUUUCCGAUCUAAUCUGGAAAUUUCCGUGAAAAGGAUUGCCAAGUGCGUGGCGGCGAUGUCUUCUCCAUCUUUUCGUCGAAUUAUUCAUGUUCGGGAAAGAUGAAGCACUUGAAAUUUUAAUUUCUCCGUCUCUUCUUCCGCAAAAAUCCUGGAAAAAAAACCCUGAGAUCUUGAGAUUUUUUAAAAUCUUGUAAAACACGAGGGGGAGGGCCAAGAGUAUUUAUUCAAAAAUCAUACCAAACACACACAUUUCUCACUCACUCUCAAACAAAAGAUGACUAAUUUGGUGCAAGCAACCGACCAUCUGCCCACAAGAAAGUGUGCGGAAGUGAGAGACACAGACACGUUUGGACAGUCGGACCGAGAAGGACCGCUCCGGAUGUUCGUGUUAUUCCGGUAUUUGAGCAAACAGAGAGGGAGAGAGAAGGACCUUCCGGAUACGAUGCACCGUCCGAUAUUUGACACCGAAAGGAACGGCAUGGACCUUUGCGAACGGCUGGUGAUCUGUCAAGUGCACCUGAGGAGAGAGGGGUUUGAAAGUGUUGAAGUGAAAUAGGAGAUGAAGUCACAAAAAGGUGCGACUUCAAAAUAGAACUUGUCUCGGAAUAGAGCUAUUUCAAAAUACAACUACUCUUUAACAGCUACUGUAAAACCUUGGAAACUAUCUUAGAUCAUUUCCAACUCAAAAUAUUUAACAACUGACAUGUUUCGCAAUCCAACUAAUCUUUCAGGAUGUUCUCGCGGAUUCCUCCCGACAAUGGUGGGUCGCCGACGGCCGAUACCAACUUAUUCGGCCAUUCUACACGCUCCGUGUGUCCCCGGUGACUCCAGAAGACUCGGGAACGUAUCGUUGUCGUCUCGAGACGGAUCCGCUGUUUUCGACGCCGAUGAUGAGCACGGCGACGCAGGAACUCGCAGUCAUGGGUUCGUUUCUUUCAUGGGCCAGAAAUUGGAUAAUAUCGUCUUUAUUUCGUUGUCAAAGCUUUCCAAAACCCAAAACUCUCCCAGUCCGAGCACUUUUCAUCAGAUAAUUCAUUGGAAUUCGGAUGUUUCCCCCGGGGACCAAAGGAACACAAAUCGUGGUGGAGUCCAGAAAAGCAGAGACGUAGGCACUCUCAUCUAGAUUGGUAUCUCUACUUCUUCUUCUUCUACUUCUCCUUUGCUCACUCUCAAUCGUCCAGCCGACACGGACAGACCCGUCAAUUUUAUGAGGGGAUUAUGAAAUCACCCGUCGAAGCCAAGUGGGCUUUGGGUGAACGGACAGGGGUGUACUAGUGCAAAGUUGGGGAAUUUUUGGAAGGGAUGACAGCUUUUCAUUGAAGAACUUUACUUUUAAAAAAGUGGCAGGGUCAAAAAGACAUCGAGAGUAGAUUAAAAUAGCAAAAGCAGCGGGUAAAUGCAACCUAGCAGGUACUAAAUUCGACCUAGCAGGUACUAAAAAGACUAUCAGAACCUAGGCGCUGCAAUUCUAAUUCAAAGAAUGCUUACUGAUUUUUGCACUGAAACUGAAUAAAAAUAGCAAUUUCCUAAUCCUUCGGCCGUCCUGGACAUCCGGCUUGAGUCAGAUCCCUUCCGUGCCGAGACCCAAUUAAUUGUCUCUCACACCUAAUCAAAUAUUCAACAAGCCAACUUAUCCUUCCUCUUUUCUUUUUCAAAAUUACCCUCCUCUGUGACGCAAUUAUCGCAUUUUCAAUGAGUUGUUUAUAAGUAUGUAUGCUGCUGCCCCACUAUGUAGUUUCACACUAUUAUUCUUCGAGGGAGAGAUGGUUAAAAUGAAAUAAAUUUGAAUUGAACAAGCAGAAGAAGAAGUACUCUUUGUGCAGAUGUCAUCGGAGGGGACGGCAAAUUGAAUUUGAAGUGUUUUCAAAAUUGCAUCAAUUUCCGUUCUUCUUCUGAUUCGAAGAAAUCUCUUCUCAGAUAAUAUUGUGCUAAAAGGGGCCUGUCUUGAAAAUUCAACUGAACCAGGUGGAAUUUUGAAUUUCAACGUUCUAUUUCACAUUUCCAAUUCAAAACCAAUUUUCAUUCGUAAAUCCAAGAUUAGUACACCCAUAAUAAUAGUAAUCAGAGAUUGCUCUUGACCUUUAUGCGCGCGCUAAGCCGCCGAGAGGUAUUCGUAUUUAAUAACGAUGUGAGGCAGGUGAUUUAGGGAAAUACAUAGAAUUUGCGAGGGAAAUAAUGAGUUCUUGAAAAGAAAAGUUAAUGGCAGCGAUUAAAUUAUCAAAAGCAGCGACUAAAUUAACGGAAGCAGCGACUAAAUUAACGGAAGCAGCGACUAAAUUAUCUAAAGCAGCGACUAAACUGUUGAAAGCAGGUACUGAAUUCAACCUAGCAGCGACAAAAAUAGCAAAAACAGAGCCUACUAGUUGCAAAAAUCAAGUUGCAAUGCCAUUAUUCAGUUCGACCAGUGGCCCCAUCGUCCCCGGAAAUCAAAUCCUUCACGAACCGCUCGAUCACCCUUGUCUGGACCCACAAUGCCGCCAGAGCCCACCGUCCGAUUCUCCGCUUUUCGGUGUCGGUUCGAACUGUUUCCGAUAACACUAGGUAUUGCCCUUUCACUUUUCCGCUCAAACCUGUUCUUUGUUUUCAAGAUUUGUGAUGGCGGCUCCGUCAAACGCGACGACAGUGAUCGUCGAUAAUCUGAGCCCGUACACGCUUUACGCGUUCGCCGUCCGCGCGGAAAACUUGGCCGGAACCAGUGAUUUCGGUCCGGAGACUUCGUUCCGAACACUUGGAGAGGCGCCGAAUCGACCUCCACAGAUUGUGCAAAUCCGGAACAUCACAUCGGAAUGCGUGGAAGUGACUGUGAAUCCGCCGGACGAAAUGAACGGCGAACUGGACAAGUACCUGGUGCUCAUACAGGCGAUCAACGAGACCGUUCCUCGGAAAAUGACAUUCGACAAACCGACCUCGACUCCGUUGACAAUUUGCGCACUGACACCCUCUUCCGAGUACGCUUUGGCCGUCGAGGCGGAUAAUGGAUUCGGAACGAGCCCGCCGGCCACUCUGGUCUUCCGCACGGAAAUUUCCAUUCCCAACUGGUCCCCGAGUACGAUCACAGCUCUGCCAGUUGUCGGAAAACCCGAGAUUACUGUACUUUGGCCAGCGCCGCUCGCAAAUGCCACCGAGAACAUCACAAAGUAUCAUUUGUACUAUAAAGUGAGCAUUUUUAUAUUUUACGGUGUUAUUUAUUAAGCUCUGUGCGUUUUCUUAGGCCAGCAACGAAGAUCAAUGGAAGACCGAGCAUUUGAGUGUGAAUCCGAAUGGCGUCAAGUCGAAAAUGUUCAAAUAUCGGCUUGUGGAUCUCAGUAAGUAUUACAUUAGAGGAGCUAAAGUUAAUCGUGACGUUUCCAGACCCGAACACGCUGUACCGUAUCCGAGUCUCCGCUUCCACAGCGAAAGGAGAGGGUUCUCAAAGUGCGGACAGUUUGGCUCGGACGGACGUCGGCGAGCCGGGCACCGUAACCUUCAAGGAUCUCAAUUUCGAUUGUAAAAAUGGAGUGAAAUUGAGUUGGAACUAUGAGCCAGCAGUCAAGUAAGUGCUCUUUUGUGCUUGAAAAUUUGCAAAUCGUUGUUUUAGCUCUAAAGCAGCGCCAACAUUCACUGUGAAAGUGACCAAUAGGACCACAUCUCUUCAGUUUAACACCACAAUGUUAAGUGUAAGUUGAAAACCACGUCGUACCACGUCGUAACUAAUUCACAUUAUUUUACAGCUUGAUAUCAUUGAUUUAUCUCUGUACGAUGAGUACAGCCUGCGGAUAAUCGUCCUUGAAAGAAGUACAAUUGAUAACUCGACAAUAUUGAUCGGAAAAUAUUCGGAUAGUCAUCGAUUCAUUCUUAAAGGUUUGUCUGAUGGCACUGCUAGGCGCUUCUAUUCCAACUAAUUCAAAUUUCAGACAAAUGCUCCUACCAAAGCUCUUUCUGCUCUCCCGGUGAGAAAUGUGCGAAACUGACGGCGGCAGAUGCGAAUCCCCGUUACAUUUCCAUUCUCAUCAUCAUUUUCGCCAUCAUUCUCUUCGCAUUCAUCUGUUUCGUAAUCGUCCACUUGGCACGUGGAUCCAUGAACUUUAAGCAUCUUCUGAAGAAAAAAGAGAAAUGCGUUUAUCUAGAGGAGAUCAGUCCGCUCGUAUACGGUACGUUUCGAAGAAAAUUAACAGUUCAAAAAAGAAAAGUUAUUUCCAGAUUCGGCAGGUCAGGAAGAUAUUCCAGUCGAGCUAUUCUACGGAUACGUGGAAGACUUGAAGCGGAACGAUGAUAUCAAAUUCAAAAAUCAGUUUCAAAUUCUCGAGAAUCAAACGUCUGGCAUCGAUUGUACGGAUUCCGGACCGUCAACGUCGUCGUCUUCAGAGGAGAACUCUCAGAAGAAUCGCUACAACAACAUCAGCGCGAUGGAAGCCACGAGAAUCCGUCUGAAUUCACCGACUGGAAGUGAUUAUAUCAAUGCCAAUUAUGUAGACGUGCGCUUUUCAUAAGAAAAAUCAAAAUCGUUCGGAAUUUUUCCAAUUUUCAGUCGUGCAAUGAGCGUAACGCCUACAUAGCGACUCAGGCGCCACUUCCCUCCACGUUUGCAGACUUUUGGAGCAUGAUUUGGCAGGAAAGGAGCAAUGUGAUUGUCUGUAUCACUAAUAUGGUCGAAGAUGGAAAGGUACUACAUAGAAGAGUGCUAUAAAAUGUUCAAUUUGUUGCAGAGAAAAUGCGACCAGUACUGGCCAUCGGUGCCCGAAUCGCCUCAAAUCUUCGGGAACUACCAAGUGACGCUGUCAUCUGAAUCCACAAAUGCCCACUUCUCUCAUAGGAUUCUAGAACUGAAGAUUGCCAAAUCAGUGCCGGUGGUGGAGAGAAGAGUGCAUCAGUUGCACUUCAUGGGCUGGCCGGAUCACGGAGUGCCGGAUUCUGUUUUCCCAUUGUUGAGCUUCAUCCACUAUGCUUCUGAUAUUCAUUCUACCGGUCCAGUCGUUGUUCAUUGCAGGUAAUUAAUUCGUACUAGAUAUUUGUGACAAUAAUGAGUAUUUUCAGUGCUGGAGUGGGUCGUUCUGGCUCGUACAUUCUUGUGGAUAGCAUCCGGAGACAUUUGAUCAGCUUCAGAAGAUUAAAUGUUCUGGGGCACUUGACACAUAUGAGAAGGCAGAGGGCAAAGUUGGUACAGACUUUGGUACGUUUUUAGGAGAAGUCCAAAAAGUUUAAUUUUUACCCUUUCCAGGAGCAAUAUAUGUUCUGCCACGAAGCCAUCCGUCAACUGAUUCGGCAUGGAAUCACUCGAGUUCAUUCCGAUCUUUUCAUGAGAUAUUUGCACUAUUUGUCAGAGGAAAAUCUCCAUGGAAAGACGAGAAUGCAAUUGCAAUACGAGGUACGAAAUCUUAAAACCACUCUUUUUUCAAUUCCUGCCGCUUUCUAGGACAUUUGUGAAUGCCAACAUCAGCCGCGAUGUCAAAUGAGUUGUGACGUCAUAACUCUUCCCGGAUACCAUCGUUCCGACGAGUUUAUGGUCGGCGCGUGGAGUCACGAAUGCGAAGAGCUCUGGCGUCUGACGUGGCAGCGACAAGUCCAGACGAUUGUGUGCCUGAAUCAGAGAAACGCAUUCUGGAAGAAACUGCAGCACUUCAAAUGCGACGGAGUUCAAGUUCAAAUUCAGCACGGCGACAAUUUUGUGUUGCUUCAGAAGGAUGAUCAGCAGGUUUACCCGAACGACCCGAACUCCAAAGCAAAAGUUAUCUUUCAGUUAUGCAUCCGAAUAAUCAAUGUGUCGAGGGCCGAUUUGGAAGCGGAUUUCUGGAGAGAAAUCGAGAAUGUUCAGAAGCAACGACUCACUUAUCACGAUGCCCCAUUGCUCAUUUUGGCUCACAAAUUCCAGCCGACUGCGUCAUCGCCCACAGAUAGUAGUACCUCGACUCUGUCGCUUUCAAUGCUUUUCAGUGGUUAGUUUUUGAAAAACAAUUUGAUUCAAAAGUAGCGCAAGUAGUAACUAAAUUGAGCCUAGCCGGUACUAAAUUGGACCUAGCAGGUACUAAAUUGGACCUAGCAGGUACUAAAUUGAGUCUAACAGGUACUAAAUUGAGUCUAAAAGGUACUACAUUGAGUCUAGCAGGUACUAAAUUGAUUAUAGCAGGUACUAAAUUGAGUAUAGCAGGUACUAAAUUAAGUAUAGCAGGUACUAAAUUGAGUAUAGCAGGUACUAAAUUGAGUAUAGCAGGUACUAAAAAGUAGCUCUGGCAGCGCCUAGACUGCGGUGCUGCAAAUGCGAAUUCAGUAGCUGAUCUUUUUUAUUUAAAUUUUAUUUAAUAGUACUUCCUUCAGAUGACACAUCUCUGGCGUUCAAUAUUUGUGCGGCCACCACUUUAGCGUGCCAAUUAGAAACUUCGGGUUGUGUUGACGUGGUACAAGUGCUUUCCGCCUACACAAAAACGCAAUGCGGCAUUUUCACUUCCAAGGUAAGCUCGCGGAACCCAUUUCAUGGACAAAUUACGAAUUUUCCAGCAGGAAAUAGAGAUAAUCUACGAGAAAAUAUCGCAAUUGGUCGGUGGAACGCGUGUUUGA